GUCAUUUGACUUCUGUACCUGGCUGGGUAAGAAUUUAUAAACCUACUGGAAUAAAUUUACUGUUCAUAGCCGGUAGACAUCGGGGAUGUCUAAUCUCUUCAAGGAACUGAAAAACGAAUGGGCCAAGCAUACACCGAAUCUGGCCCAUUGCGCUAAGCUGCUCGAUGUUCUCAAGUUGGAGCUGGUUCAUGUUGGUUUCGCAGGACCCAAAGAGGCAGCCAAAUCGGGACACAACGAGAAACUCCAAACGUCACGAGAAAUGCUCGAGAUAGCCGUCGAGCAUAGCAUUAAGGUCAAGGACUAUCCGGCUUACGAACGUUAUAUGGCUCAAUUGAAUGUCUACUACUAUGACUAUGACAAGUUCCUGGAAUCUUCUCCAGCAAUGCAUAAAUUCAUUGGACUUAAUUUGCUCUACAUGCUGGCCACAAAUCGCAUCGCAGAUUUUCACAUUUUGCUCGAACGAUUGCCGUCGGCAUUGUUGCUGCACAACAGUUUCAUUAUGCCCGUGCUGGAGCUCGAGAACUACUAUAUGGAAGGACGCUACAACAAAAUAUUGCAGGCCAAGAAGACAAUGCCCUCGGAGAUCUACUCGAAUUUUAUGGAUAUGCUGGUGAAUACAGCAAAAGAGGAGAUUGCCUCCUGCCUAGAGAAAUCCUGUGUGAAAAUAUCACCAAAACAGGCGGCAUUACGUUUGGGUUUCAAGCCGGGAAGUUCAGAGCUCACGGAUCUGGCCCAACGUCGCAAAUGGUCAUUGGACGCUGAUGGCAAUUAUAACUUUGCCAGUUGGCAUGCCAAGCCCGUGGAGGUGGUGCCCGCAAACGAUAUUGCCGAACAGACCUUGGUCUAUGCCCAGGAGCUGGAGAAGAUUGUUUAAAAGAUGUCGUUCAAUUGAAAAAAGGAAAUAAAGCCAGGCAGACGUUAAAUGGAAA
This is a messenger RNA of Drosophila willistoni, 929 nucleotides long. It is a transcript of the gene Rpn12R, whose product is annotated as 26S proteasome non-ATPase regulatory subunit 8. NCBI's taxonomy places the organism in Eukaryota, Metazoa, Arthropoda, Insecta, Diptera, Drosophilidae. Gene Ontology annotation, biological process: proteasome-mediated ubiquitin-dependent protein catabolic process. Bases 86 to 874 code for a protein of 262 amino acids. The record is from RefSeq and is a predicted model, not a curated record. Gene Ontology annotation, cellular component: proteasome regulatory particle; proteasome regulatory particle, lid subcomplex; cytosol. The transcript has a single exon.